GCCGUCCCAGUUGGACGGUUCUCUCCGAACGAAGCCUGGCCCUGUAAAGUCUCGCGUCUACUAACACCCGCCUCUGUUUCUGCCCAACUGGGAAACAUGCGAAUAUUGUGACAAGUUCAAAACUUUAAUCAACUUCUAUGUGAGUGCUUCAAGAUUGGGGUCCAGAGCUUCAAAGCCAGAGGUUGACAUCUAAAAGGAUCAGCAAAAACUAUCAAGAUGCCGAUUAUUAAAUCAUGUUGCUGUUGGCGUAGCUUGCGGCGCGGGUGCUAUGCAUCGGCCUUAUAUACUAUGAUAUAUUUUAUCGUGACCAUUGUCACCAUGGGUCACUUCAUCGAGGUGGAGCAUCGCUACCUGUCGGGGCAGAUGACCAAACCCGAGUCGGAGAGCUUCUUGGAGCCAGACAAGAUUACACCCAUUACCGUAUCUUUGAAUAUCACUCUACUGGCCUGCAGCACUUUGGGACUCAUUUCCUGCGCUCUUUUAAUUCUGGGCGUUUACAAGAACAUCAAGUUUCUGCUGCUGCCGUGGAUCGUGUCGAUGGCACUGGAGACUCUCGUUGAAGUUAUCAACCUGGUCUAUCUGUUCUACCUGCAAACGCUGAACUUCAACCCGAUAACUUCUUUUCUCUUCACUCUCGACUUUUUCAUCAUCGUCCUGAACGUUUACACUAUGCUCUGCGUGAUUUCGCAAUUCCAAGAGUACCUCGCUGGCCGCGGCACUGCUGCUUUCGACAACAACGAUCGCCUCGCCUCGGUCCAAUACACGGCGACCGCCCAACUCACCACCACCACGAGUUCGGCACCAAGUGGCCGUCGUCGAUCUGCUGGCCGACCACUACCGAGCAGAUGCGACCCCGAGGAACAUUCCGAGGUCCCAACGAAGAUUACUUCCGCACUUUCAAAAACGUCUCGCACACAUGUAAAGAAACACGUACAAUUCCCCGAUGAACAGAGUUGCUUGGAGGAAGCUACUGAAGCGCCUGCAACUGUCGAAGACAAACCAGAUGCACGUGUGAUCAGCUCUUUGUGGAUGGAACUGGAGUCAGAGGCACCUGCACCGGAGCGCUGACGGCGUCGGAGCGAGCAGUACUACCGGCCGGUGUCUCGCGCGCGCAUCGAGCGACGCAAGAUGUCUGCCGCCGGAGUACCGCCCGCCGACGCUGACACCAAAGACUCAUAUCUAUAGUCUGGGCAUGGAUUGUAAUCGAAAACAUCUUAUCUUUGUUUCAAUCAUUCAUUCAAAGAUUAUCAUCAAUCCAAAUUAACAUCAUUAAUAAUUAACAUCAUAUUAAUUAUUUU
Papilio xuthus (Asian swallowtail) is the source of this 1298-nucleotide messenger RNA. RefSeq lists its product as uncharacterized. The record is from RefSeq and is a predicted model, not a curated record. Bases 217 to 1068 code for a protein of 283 amino acids. The transcript is spliced from 10 exons. Lineage: Eukaryota; Metazoa; Arthropoda; Insecta; Lepidoptera; Papilionidae.